Molecule: messenger RNA, 2702 nt
Organism: Harpegnathos saltator (Jerdon's jumping ant)
Lineage: Eukaryota; Metazoa; Arthropoda; Insecta; Hymenoptera; Formicidae
Gene: dsh
Product: Segment polarity protein dishevelled
Exons: 11
Coding region: 387-2459 (690 amino acids)
Biological process (GO): intracellular signal transduction; canonical Wnt signaling pathway
Cellular component (GO): cytosol
Molecular function (GO): frizzled binding
Source: RefSeq, a predicted model, not a curated record
GCGCGAGUGCGUCUAGUACCGCAGCGAGUGUGCGACGUGUGUGUGUGAGUGUGCGCGUAACAUUGUGACGGCUAUGUUGACAUUUAAUUUAUCGUCAGGACCGCUACGAAUAUACGUGUUACUAGGAUUCGUGGAAUAAUGCUGGCCGGCUCCACGUGAAAACGGUGCGAGACAUCUUCGCCGCGCGACUGCUGCAUCCUCCCCUGCGAGGUUCGCGAGCAUUUCACUGACGCGUGAACAUGCGAGCUUUGUACGCGACAGGGCUUUGGCUUGGUGUACGACGCGCCAUAUUGGUUUGAGAGUAUCGUCCUAGUCUGUUGGUUUCGUGCGUAGCGUAUCGCUUUUACGCGAUUGCGAAUGAACCCAGUGUGACACACGCUUCAACGAUGGAAGAAACCAAGAUUAUCUAUCACAUGGACGACGAGGAAACGCCGUAUCUGGUGAAGCUCAACAUAUCGCCGGAGAGAGUGACUCUGGCUGAUUUCAAGAACGUUUUAAAUCGACCAAAUUACAAGUAUUUCUUCAAGUCGAUGGACGAUGAUUUCGGUGUGGUAAAGGAAGAAAUUAUAGACGACGAUGCUCACCUGCCGUGUUUCAACGGUCGAGUUGUAUCAUGGUUGGUGUCAGCUGAAGGUAGUAAUGUCUCGGAUGGUGCGUCCCAAUGUACAGACUCUAUGGCGCAUAGCGAAGCUAAGCACGACCGUGUGGAUCAUGUAACUCCUGGACAUGGUAACAGAGGUACUGCGCCGCUUUCACACGAUGAUACACUGACAGAGACAGAGAGUAUUAUAAGCAGUCGACAAGGGCAUCAUUUGCACAAAAGUUCGAGGCAUCAUUCGGAAAAAUAUGAAAAAUAUAACAAAUACAACGGACUUCGCAUAAAUGGCCAUUCCAAGCAUCGCUCGGGUCACGGAUAUGAAACUGCUUCCAUUCUAAGCUCGGACUUGGAAACGACAACGUUUUUGGAAUCCGACGACGACGCGAGUAGUCGUAUCACAUCGACGACAGGCCGGCACACCAAUAUGAGCAGCACAGUCGAUAGGGGUACUUUGGAUCGACGUCGACCGCAGAGAAGACGACGACACAGAUUACCACCCAUGUCCCGAACAUCGUCAUUUAGCAGCAUCACCGACAGUACAAUGUCUUUGAAUAUUAUAACUGUUUCGCUGAACAUGGACACUGUUAAUUUCCUCGGUAUUAGUAUCGUCGGUCAAAGUAACAAAGGUGGAGAUGGGGGAAUAUAUGUCGGCUCAAUAAUGAAAGGGGGAGCGGUUGCUUUGGAUGGUCGUAUAGAACCUGGUGACAUGAUUCUUCAAGUCAAUGACAUUAAUUUCGAAAAUAUGUCCAACGACGAAGCGGUGAGAGUAUUGCGUGAAGUAGUACAGAAGCCAGGACCAAUAAAGCUUGUAGUUGCAAAAUGUUGGGAUCCGAAUCCGAAAGGUUACUUUACGAUACCUCGUACAGAACCGGUACGUCCCAUAGAUCCUGGUGCGUGGGUGGCGCACACAGCCGCCAUACGUGGCGAAGGCUUCCCGCCUCGCCCACCAAGUGCCACAACGUUAACUUCGACAUCGAGCAGUCUUGCGAGUACACUGCCAGAUACCGAACGUCCCUUGGAAGAGCUUCAUCUGACCGUCAAUACCGAUAUGCCGACGGUGGUACGAGCGAUGGCUCGAUCCGACUCUGGAUUAGAGAUACGCGAUCGUAUGUGGCUUAAAAUAACCAUUCCGAAUGCAUUUAUCGGCGCAGAGGUUGUAGAUUGGUUGAACACUCACGUGGAAGGAUUCAUCGAUCGUCGCGAUGCUAGGAAAUACGCGUCGCUCAUGCUGAAAGCUGGCUUCAUUCGACACACAGUGAACAAAAUAACAUUUUCCGAACAAUGCUAUUAUAUAUUCGGUGACCUGUGCUCGGCCAUGAGCAGCAUGAAGUUGGAUUGUGAUACGGUUGGUCCUCUGCCACCGCCGAAUGCUUGGGACAUGCCUUAUUCGGGAACAUACGCACCGCAUUCGGCGACGGGCUACAGUCCUAUGCCGUUCAAUUUUACAAACGAGCCCACCGUCUACGGUUAUCAUCGAGAAGAGAGCGUGCACAGUGGUUCAGGUGGCAGCAGCGCGGGCAGCGAACGCAUUUGCAAGGAGCCCAUUCACGACUUGAAGUCGUGUUCAUCGGCAUCGGAAUCAGAGUUGCAUAAUCCGUCGGUGCCAUCGAUGCCGAGCAAAAAUUCCGGCAAUGGUAACGGAUCGAAUGGGAAAAGAUCCAACGGUAGCCGCAGCCGUUCCAGUGGUUCCGAGCAGUCUGUUCAAACGGGAACAGGGUCAGGAAAUCAGCAGAAUCAGCAAGACUUAUCUGGGCGACAUAUGCACGAGGAGAGUCACACGCAAACUAGCGAUUUGGACAACAAUAGCAGAGACGAAAUCUAUGAAGAAGACAUUUUGGAGUAUCAGUUUCUACAUAAGUGAAGAUCUUUGUUAACAUAUACGUAACAUAACGAUGAUAAUACGACUCGAACGAAUGGUCAAGGUAUAUUUCCAUUGACUUUAUUAGUUGGAUGGAAGUAGCACACGCGAAACAUAUAUUUAUAUAUUUAAUAGGCCAAUUUUGAUAAAAUAUCAUAGAAAGUAAAAAAUUAAGACUCGUAAUUAUGAUUUAUAACGGCUAUACAUAAUAAAAUUAAGACCGUAGAGGUCGUUGUGGUAAUUAAA